AUGAGUUCCCAACAUUUAAUUCCUCCACUGAAUUAUGGAAUGAUCGAAGAGGCCUUGUAUCGUUCAGGUCAACCAAACGAGCUCAAUUUUCCAUUCUUGGAGAAGCUCGGACUAAAAACUGUGGUCUGGCUAGCACCGGAGGAACCGAAUCAGCGAUUUCUUAAUUUCAUUGACGAUCAAGAAAUAAAACUUCAUCAUCUUGGCGUGAUAUCAUCUGCAAAUGCUUGGGACCCAAUAACAGAAGAAGUGGUCUUGGAGGCAUUAGAGUUGAUUCUUAAUCCGAGAAAUUAUCCAAUGAUCAUAAUGUGUAAUUUAGGCAGACAUAGGACUGGUACAAUCGUGGGAUGUCUUCGUAAACUUCAACGAUGGAAUCUUACGUCAAUAUUUGAAGAGUAUCGUCGAUACGCUGGACCAAAAGUUCGUGUUCUCAAUGAACAAUUCAUUGAGUUAUUCGAUACUGAUCUAGUGAGAGUGCCUGUUAAUAGUCCAAAAUGGCUUUAA
Messenger RNA from Ambispora leptoticha, 501 nucleotides. Lineage: Eukaryota; Fungi; Glomeromycota; Glomeromycetes; Archaeosporales; Ambisporaceae. The record is from the annotation of a GenBank genome assembly.